Molecule: messenger RNA, 1112 nt
Organism: Effrenium voratum
Lineage: Eukaryota; Dinophyceae; Suessiales; Symbiodiniaceae
Source: the annotation of a GenBank genome assembly
UGAAACGUCGCAUUUCCUCAGAGAAUUCCCGCGCAUCUCCUCGCGGACGUCGCGCUGCACAGCGCGGAUAUGGCUGCUGAGGAGAGGAUGGCCGGGAGGUGGUGUUUUGCCCGCGGUCCAUGCGGGAGGCGGCACCAUCCGAGGGCGAGGAGCUCUACGCCACGCAGCGCCGCUGCUGGGUGCUGCCCCCUGAGCAGAAGGAGGGCCUUGACGGCAAGCAGCUUGAGCAGGGCAAGGCCGAGGCGAAUGGGAUCGUCGCGCCGGCUCGAAGAGUGUCUACGGGCCAGCGGCCCAACGACAAGGCAGCGCAGGCAGCGGUUCGCCGGACUUCCUCGGUGUCCAGCGACCGGCCCCGGCGCUCAGGCAUCGCCAGGAGCUCAGGAGGCUCCGCUGCGAGCCUUGGGAGCCUCAGGCAGGAGGAUGCACCCUCAGCUCGACGCCGGCCGACCAAUACGGUCACCCGGGUCGCAUCAGCGGGCCGCACAGCCGCAGGCGAUCGGGCGCCUCGCAGGGCUGACGCACCACGGGAGACCUCUCGAGAGCGCGAGCUCGACCGAGAGCGGCAAGCAGACAGCCAGUUGAGGCGCCUGGAGGUGCAGCUCGCAGGUUUUAAGACUCGGAACGCCGCCCUGGAGGGCGAAGUUGCAGGCCUGCGAGCGGAGGCACAGGCGGUGCAACGGGAUCAAGAGGAAGAGAUCACCAGGCUGCGGCAGGAGCUUCAGAGCAAGGACGCUCAGCUCCAGCAGCAAGAGAAAGAGUUCAAGAAGCUCCAGGAUCAAAACAAGACCCUGCAGGGCUUCAUGAGAGUCCCAGGUGGCAGCAUGUCUCUGCCUGCGCCGACGACGCUUCCGCAGCCCAGCCCGCGGAUGACCCCACGGAACACUCCGCAGAUCUUUUCGCCGGCCCUGUGCUCGCAGCCACGCGUGCUCCGCAGCACCGAGCCAGUGCUGAGUUUGCAAACGGCGGGCCCCCCCAUGUCGCUGGCUACCUUCCCGGUGCGACUAGGGCAGCCGUGUGGAGCCAUGCUCCGAGCCACCCGUGGUGACGCGAGCUGAGCGGCGAAUGAGUUGCUGUAGGGUCGACCCCUGAUCUGGGCAUUGGAUUUCUUUGCA